Caenorhabditis remanei is the source of this 903-nucleotide messenger RNA. RefSeq lists its product as uncharacterized. The transcript has 5 exons. NCBI's taxonomy places the organism in Eukaryota, Metazoa, Nematoda, Chromadorea, Rhabditida, Rhabditidae. Bases 1 to 903 code for a protein of 300 amino acids. The record is from RefSeq and is a predicted model, not a curated record.
AUGUCUCGAAGCAAACCACUGGCUUAUCAGUCUUCCAAAGCAGUCCUAGAGUAUAUCAGUUUUGGAAAGAGGAAGCAUCUCUAUGCCAUGUGCCCAGCAAUCAGAAAAAUGGAAGAAAAUGUGCCCUAUCAUCUCGAAUUAGUUAAUCUUAAAUUAGUCCCGCUGUCUAUGACGCGAGACGUUUCAAUCAUGACUAUUGAUUCUUUUGAAUUUUCAUUUUUGGAGUAUGAAGGAAAUAAGAUGUUUAUAGAUAACCUUUCGACGGAGAAACGUGUCGAUCAGCUUACCAGUUUGAGACCCGAGCAGGCAGCGGAGAAGUUUUUAUUGUAUAAUUUGAGCAGAGAGGGGACACGCAUUAAAACAGUUGACUUGAUUGACGGACCAGAGUUUAUUUCUGAAUGCAUUCCAAUUGCUAUCAAAAAGUUGAAUGUAAACAGAACCGCUGCAUGGUUCCCAACAAAUAUUCCAAUUGAAAAUGUGGAAGUAGAUACUACAUCAUUAUUUUGGUUGAAAAUAGCGAAACACGUAACAGUGAGAAUUCCGGGACCUUUCGCAGGCAGAAUCCACACAGAAAUAGUAUCUGAAUGGAAUUGUGAAUCCAUCCGAAUUGAGUCAUCGAUGUGGAGUGAAGAGAUUGCUGACUACUCUAACAAAGUAUCGCAAAGAACCGAUAGACUAAUUGGAAGUAGAUUAAUAGCAAGGCACAGUUCACCAGUGCAACGCCUGAUUGAUAUUCUUCAUUCAAAAAUGAAUGCCAGAAGGACAAUAUUGAAUGGCAGAACAUGUGCAACAAUUUCAAUCGACGAGUCGACAGAGUUGAACGUUUACGGUUCUACGUUCUUUGAUCUCGAUGUGAUUGUGGAAGUCUGUGCGAGAGGAUCUGCAAUCGAUCAAGUUCUUUGA